CAGGAACAACGUGGACCUCGCUAUUACUUCCGGGUUCACGGGUCACGUGGGCAAAAUACAUUCGGUUGUCCUCGGGAUUUUAAAGGAAAGCGACGGCGGUGAAACAGCUGCAGCAUGGUUUUGCCGGGGCGGUCGCGGACGCUGUCGGCCGAGCAGCAGAGACAGCUGGCCGGAGACCUGACCGCAUUCCUCUCUCAGUACAAGUAUAUCUCCGACUCCUACGUAAUUGAAUUUUUCAGUGAGGAUUUGUGGAGCAAACUGCCCCUCAGCUGGCAGGACGCCCUCCAUGACCUGUCCGCUCCCCAAAUCGCUGACCUGUUACUGGAUAGAACCAUCACUCAACGGCGGUACCCUUCCGUCUGGCCUCUCUCACUGCUGGCAUUUCGGACGUCGGCACACACGCUGGCUUUUUCCAGAACGCCCCACGAUCAGACAGCGCGGGAUGCAGGUUCCUUGCGGCCGAGGGAGUUUCAGCAGAACCAGAGCCAGAGUUUACUGCUGGGACACAUAUUUCGCAAGCACGUCAAGCCGAAGAAGCAGCAUGAGAUCCGACGGCUCGGAAUGCUGGUGAAAACACUGUGUGAUACAACAGACUGCAGCAGAGUAGUGGAUGUGGGAUCUGGACAGGGUCAUCUGAGUCGCUUCCUGUCAUUUGGGCUUGGACUCUCUGUCACUGGCAUCGAAGCAGAUCCUGACCUGGUUUCCAUGGCCUCAAAGUUUGAUGGACAGCUGAUGAGCACUCUGAAAAAAGAGAGCCAGAAGAAGAAUAACAGGACAGACUAUACCCUGUCUCCCCCUGGUCCCUCACCCAAUCACAUUACUGGUUGGGUGAACCCCAAGGCCUCAUGGGAAGUAUUCAUCAAACAGCUGGAGGUGGGGGAAUGUGAAAAGAAGGAAGUAAUAUUUACUCCGAAACUCAGUAAAAAGAGACAGUUGAAAUCAGUAUCAAAGCCCGGUCAGGACAUGGACCAUGCGAGCCGUUCUUCAUCUUCAAUUCAGUCUUGCUGUAGCUGCCAAGAAAUAGGAAAUGACAUGCUAUCCGAUCUUGGCUGCCAGAGCCCGGCUGCACCCGUACAAGACUGUCAGAAAUCCCCAAACCUUGACCUGCCGUCUUCUCCGAAACGGCAAUGCAUGUUUGAGAAAAGUGUGAGUCAGUUGUCCAGCUCUACCAAGCCUUCAAACGUGGAAGAGGAUUCUGGCUGUUUGGACCCAGCAGAGCGGGACGUGGGGUCCAGCACUCAAAGCUUCAUCUUGACAGGCCUUCAUUCUUGUGGGGACCUAAGUGUCACCCUCCUUCGGCACUUUGCCAGCUGCCCCCACGUGCUGGUCAUCACCUCAGUGGCCUGCUGCUACAUGAAGCUCACCACCCUGGAAAACCCCACCCCUCCUGGAAUCCUGGUCCCACCUGGUCACACCCGCACUGAGGAGAUGUCAUCUUCAGAGUUUGGCUACCCAAUGAGUUCGCACGUGAAGGGGUUGCCUGAACACCAGCUGUCCUAUAAGGCGCGUGAGGGGGCGUGUCAUGCCAUAGAGGAUUAUCUGCAGAGGUUAAGGCAGGAGGAUGGGCUGCUCAGGACGCACUGCUACAGAGCGGUUCUGGAGGUGGUGAUCAGGGGGGUGAGACCGGAUCUACGCAGGGCCGGCAUCCAGACCAUCAAAAAGGCCCAUCUCCUUUCCUUCUCAGAGUACGCACGCCUGGGUCUGCCGCGGGUCAGCCUGCCGCCCGACCUCCCGCUGGAUGACGCCAAGCUGGGCGCUCUGCUGAGGCAGGAGGGCCGAGUGGUGGUGUACUUCAGCCUGGUGCUGCUGCUGGCUCCCGUCGUGGAGAGCCUGGUUCUGCUGGACAGGAUGCUGUACUUACAGGAGAGAGGUCUUCAGAGUCAGCUGGUGCCUCUCUUUGAUCCUGCACUCUCACCUCGAAACCUGGUGCUGGUGGCGGUGAAACCAGGACAGGACAGCAAACUGCAGAAGCUUGUAGCGUAGCCUCAGCGCUGCUGUCAGAACCUGAGAGUGUGCGGUAGAACACGGCUGUAGACCUUGAGUGGGCGUGGAGAACUUGAGUCCUUCCUCCUCAUCACAGCCUUCCUGCUUGGAGAGUCUCUCACAGACACUGAAACACGUGAGAUCUGACAAGCAUAAUUUAAUGGGUUUUGUUUUUAUUUCCCCAUUUUUUUAAUUUAACUUCAGAAUAUGUAACUAAAUACUACAAAUAUCUGUAGCCUGUAUUAAUACAUAAUACUGUUUGCUGUCAUAGUUUUUAAGAUAUAUAAUAUAUAUUUUAAAUAAAAAUUAUAUUUUUAAAUGAAA
Messenger RNA from Paramormyrops kingsleyae, 2307 nucleotides. It is a transcript of the gene mettl25b, whose product is annotated as methyltransferase like 25B. The record is from RefSeq and is a predicted model, not a curated record. Gene Ontology annotation, molecular function: rRNA (adenine-N6,N6-)-dimethyltransferase activity. NCBI's taxonomy places the organism in Eukaryota, Metazoa, Chordata, Actinopteri, Osteoglossiformes, Mormyridae. Gene Ontology annotation, biological process: rRNA modification.